This is a messenger RNA of Spinacia oleracea (spinach), 1423 nucleotides long. RefSeq names its product probable serine/threonine-protein kinase WNK10. Gene Ontology annotation, biological process: protein phosphorylation. NCBI's taxonomy places the organism in Eukaryota, Viridiplantae, Streptophyta, Magnoliopsida, Caryophyllales, Amaranthaceae. The record is from RefSeq and is a predicted model, not a curated record. The transcript has a single exon. Gene Ontology annotation, molecular function: protein kinase activity; ATP binding. The coding region runs from base 147 to 1292 and encodes 381 amino acids.
UUAUUAUUUAUUAUUUAUCUCUCAUCCAUCAUUUUGAUUAGUCAUCGAUCGUUGCAAAAAUCCACAGAAAUUAUACAGACAAACUUCCUUCCAAAACAUCUUAAGAAAUAUUUUUCUGGUUCUGUAAUCUGUACUGCUGUUAGGAAAUGGCUUCCUGUCCAGAGGUUGGAUACGUCUCUCGUUAUGAUGUUGUCGAGAGAGAAUCGACAGGGCGGUAUGCAAGGUACGAUAUGAUCAUAGCACAAAGUGGUAUUAAAACAGUUUACAAGGGCUUUGAUGGUGUUAAUGGUCUCGAAAUUGCUUGGACGAAGACAGUUUUAACAAAGGAAUUAUUAAAGAACGAGGAAUAUGUCAAGAGUUUGUGUCAAGAAGCUAAUAUCUUGAAAUCAUUGAAGCAUGAGAGUAUUGUGAAAUGCUACGAUUCUUGGGUUGAUUUUGAAAACAAAAUCAUUCACAUGAUUACUGAGCCUUUUUUUUCUGGGAAUUUGGUAAGGUAUCUCAACAAACAUACUUUUCAAGGCAAUACAAUAAUCAAGAAUUGGUGCAGACAGAUUCUAAAUGGGUUGGUUUUUCUUCACACUCACAAUCCUCCUAUUAUUCACCGUGAUAUUAAGUGCGAAAACAUCUUUGUUAAUGGAAAAACUGGGAGUGUUAAACUCGGAGAUUUCAGUUCGGCCAUGAUUCUUGAUGAUAAAUUGAUGAUCCCACCAGAGGUUAGUGAGAAAGUUGACAUAUACGAUUUUGGGUUAUGCAUAAUACAGAUGUUUACUAAGGAACCGCCAUACAGUAACAAACAGUAUGCUCGUGCAAAGGCUAAGUUGGGUGUAAUGCCUGCUGAUCUAAACAAAGUGACAGACCCUGUGGCUAAGUUGUUCAUUGAAAGGUGUCUGGCUCCUGAAUCUGAAAGACCUUCUGCAAUUAUUCUCUUGGAUCACCCUUUUCUUGCACAGACUGUUCCUACCACCUUAAGAGCAAGAAGGCUGAAUCUGAGAACAUGUCUUCGUACUGUGUCUAAUCAGGUGGAUAGAUUACAACCUAAGACAUUCAAAUUAACAGGGGAGAUAGACAACAAUGGUUCCAUAUCUAUGUCCUUGUUGAUUACUUUUCGAAGUGCUAAAGAAGAGACGAUUCAAAUACAUUUCUCACUCAAAAAUGAUACAAUUCAAGAAGUCGUCGCAAGAAUUGCAACACAGAAUGGCUGGUCAACUGCUGAAGCCACGCUUGUUUCUGAACUCAUGGAAAAUCGGAUAACAGCACUCAAAUCUUCUGAUAGUCGUUGGAGUUGUUUCUGAAUAUCAACUCAGUAUUGCACAUCAUUCUUUACAGAUAUGACUUGUUUGUUAAAUUCUAGUUUUCUGGACAUUAUUCUAAGCUGUUUUUUUUGUUAAAUUCUAGUUGAGUGUUAUAGUUUUGUUCAGGUCAA